AUGGUGACAGGCACGGUCUCCGCCAUGGCGGCAAAACAAGCCGAGAGGUUAAAGGAAGACGGUAACACUUACUUUAAGAAAGAACGCUUUGGUGCCGCCAUUGAUGCUUACACAGAGGCGAUAACCUUGUCCCCAAAGGUUCCUGUUUAUUGGACAAAUCGAGCGCUUUGCCACAUGAAGAGAAAAGAUUGGACUAGGGUAGAAGAGGAUUGUCGUAAAGCUAUUCAGCUCGAUCACAAUUCCGUAAAGGCUCACUACAUGCUAGGACUUUCACUGUUGGAGAGGAAAGAAUAUGCUGGUGGAGUUAAAGAACUGCAAAGGGCUUUAGAUCUUGGAAGAGGCGCAAAUCCAACAGGAUACAUGAUAGAAGAAAUCUGGGAAGAGCUUGCUAAAGCAAAAUACAUGGAGUGGGAACUGGUUUCUGCGAGGCGCUCAUGGGAAUUGAAUAGUUUGAAGGAAACUUGUGAGGCUGCUCUUAACCAACAACGCGCUUUAGAUAUGUCACGGACAGAAGAUUUCUCCCAAGAAGCCUAUUCUUCCCAUAGUGAGCGAUUGAAAGCCCUUGAUAGAGUGUUUGAGAAAGCUGGAAUUGACGACAAACCAACUGAGGUGCCAGAUUAUUUGUGUUGCAACAUUACUCUUGAGAUUUUCCGAGAUCCUGUGAUUUCUCCGAGUGGGGUUACAUAUGAAAGAGCAGCAAUCCUUGAACAUCUUAACAAGGUGGGGAAGUUUGAUCCUAUAACGCGUGAAAAACUGGACCAGUACAAGCUCGUACCAAAUCUGGCUAUCAAAGAGGCAGUGGCUGCUUAUCUAGAAAAACACGCCUGGGCUUACAAGACCGGUUGUUGA
This is a messenger RNA of Arabis nemorensis, 849 nucleotides long. NCBI's taxonomy places the organism in Eukaryota, Viridiplantae, Streptophyta, Magnoliopsida, Brassicales, Brassicaceae. The record is from the annotation of a GenBank genome assembly.